This is a messenger RNA of Lagopus leucura (white-tailed ptarmigan), 5027 nucleotides long. It is a transcript of the gene DGKH, whose product is annotated as diacylglycerol kinase eta. Gene Ontology annotation, molecular function: protein binding; ATP-dependent diacylglycerol kinase activity. The record is from RefSeq and is a predicted model, not a curated record. Gene Ontology annotation, biological process: lipid phosphorylation; intracellular signal transduction; diacylglycerol metabolic process. NCBI's taxonomy places the organism in Eukaryota, Metazoa, Chordata, Aves, Galliformes, Phasianidae.
AUGGCGGCCAAGCGAUCGGCCCCACCAGCACCCGGCUCUUCCUCGCCUCCGUCCCUCCCCCCCGCACCGCCCCUUUCCCCACCCUCCCGGCCGCCUCCUCCCUCCUCCCCGGGGAGGGGAGCGGCAGCGGCUGCCCGGGCUGAGCCGGGCUCGUGUGCUCUCUCUCGGCAGGAGUCCGGGAAGAUGGCCGGGGCCGAGGCAGGGAUGAGCGGCGCCGGGAUCCAGCAGCAGCCCCAGCAGCAGCCCCAGCACCCGGCGGCAGCGGCGGCGGCGGCGGACGAGUCGUCGGACAGCGAAGGGGAGCACGAGGGCCCCCAGAAACUCAUCCGGAAAGUGUCCACCUCGGGCCAGAUCCGCAGCAAGACAAGUAUAAAAGAAGGAUUACUACUGAAGCAAACCAGUUCUUUUCAGAGGUGGAAAAAGCGUUACUUCAAGCUUCGAGGUCGUACCCUUUACUAUGCUAAGGAUUCGAAGUCUCUAAUAUUUGAUGAAGUUGACCUGUCUGAUGCCAGCGUAGCUGAGUCAAGCACAAAAAAUGUCAACAACAGCUUCACGAUAAUCACUCCGUUUAGGAGGCUGAUACUGUGUGCUGAGAACAGAAAAGAAAUGGAGGACUGGAUAAGCUCUCUGAAGUCCGUACAGUCCCGGGAACACUAUGAGACGGCACAGUUUAAUGUGGAACAUUUCUCAGGGAUGCAUAACUGGUACGCCUGCUCCCAUGCCCGACCCACCUUCUGCAACGUGUGCAGAGAGAGCCUCUCUGGAGUCACUUCUCACGGCCUGUCCUGCGAAGUGUGUAAGUUUAAAGCACAUAAAAGAUGCGCUGUCAGAGCAACAAAUAACUGCAAAUGGACUACAUUAGCCUCCAUUGGAAAAGAUAUCAUAGAAGAUGAAGAUGGUAUAGCUAUGCCUCACCAAUGGUUAGAGGGUAAUUUGCCUGUCAGUGCCAAAUGUGCAGUCUGUGACAAGACCUGUGGCAGUGUUUUACGCCUACAAGAUUGGAAGUGCCUUUGGUGUAAAGCUAUGGUUCACACUGCGUGUAAGGAUCUGUACCCUCGUAAAUGUCCACUUGGCCAAUGUAAGGUAUCGAUCAUACCUCCAACAGCACUAAACAGUAUAGACUCUGAUGGUUUCUGGAAAGCCACAUGCCCGCCAUCCUGUGCCAGUCCUCUUUUAGUUUUUGUUAACUCAAAGAGUGGAGACAAUCAGGGAGUAAAGUUUCUUCGUCGAUUCAAACAGUCGUUAAAUCCAGCUCAGGUGUUCGAUUUAAUGAAUGGAGGACCUCACUUAGGUUUGCGGCUAUUUCAGAAGUUUGACAACUUCCGGAUUCUUGUAUGUGGUGGAGAUGGAAGUGUGGGUUGGGUGUUGUCAGAAAUCGAUAAACUCAGCUUGCACAAACAGUGUCAGUUAGGAGUGUUACCCCUUGGUACUGGAAAUGACCUUGCUCGUGUCCUUGGUUGGGGAGGAUCCUGUGAUGAUGAUACGCAGCUUCCUCAGAUUUUGGAGAAAUUGGAACGAGCCAGCACAAAAAUGUUAGACAGGUGGAGUAUAAUGUCAUAUGAACUAAAAUUACCAGCAAAGCCUUCAAUUCCUUCAGUCACUGUUGAAGAAGAGUCAGAGGAAUGCCAGAUCUCGGCUUAUGAGGAUUCAGUUGCUGCUCAUCUUGCAAAAAUUCUCAAUUCUGAUCAGCACUCAGUUGUCAUAUCUUCUGCCAAAAUAUUGUGUGAAACUGUAAAGGACUUUGUUGCCAAAAUAGGGAAGACUUACGAAAAACCAGUGGAAAAUGCAGAUGAAGCUGAUGCCAUGGCCAUUAAAUGUUCAGAGCUAAAUGAAAAGCUCGACCUGUUGCUCCAAGCGCUUCACACAGAAGCCCAGGCUGCUCCUAUUCUCCCAGGCGUCACUCCGCCCAUUGUUGAAGAAGAAGGAGAGGAGUUUUCAAGUGAGGAAUCCUUGUCUGAAAGUAAAGAGCAAUUAGUGGAAUGUGUUGCAAAGUCUUCCACCCAGAAACUCUUCAAACCAAGAGAACAGUUGAUGCUCCGAGCAAACAGCUUAAAGAAGGCUGUCAGGCAGAUCAUUGAACAAGCAGAAAAAGUUGUGGAUGAGCAAAAUGCUCAUAGUGAAGAACAAGUGAACCAGUCCCCUGUAGAAUACAGCAAGGAGUUGGAUGAAUCCAAAGAAGAGGAAAAAGAGGAAGAUACAAAGGAAUAUGAAUCUCAGACAAGUAAAACUGCACCAAGAUCUCCUGAUCGACGUACAAGUCGAGGUAUCCAUUCUCAGACAGGCUCUUUCUCUGCUCCAGCAUUGGCUGCCAGCAAAGAGAACCUCCCUGUCCUUAACACUAGGAUUAUCUGCCCAGGUUUAAGGGCUGGCCUAGCUGCUUCUAUUGCAGGAAGUUCAAUUAUUAGCAAAAUGUUAUUGGCUAACAUUGAUCCAUUUGGUGCUACACCAUUUAUUGACCCGGAUCCAGAUUCACUGGAGGGAUAUUCAGAAAAAUGUGUCAUGAACAACUAUUUUGGAAUUGGGUUAGAUGCAAAAAUUUCACUUGAAUUUAAUAACAAGCGAGAAGAGCACCCUGAAAAAUGCAGAAGUCGGACAAAAAACAUGAUGUGGUAUGGAGUUCUUGGCACAAAAGAGCUACUGCAAAGAACUUACAAGAACUUAGAACAAAAAGUUCAACUCGAGUGUGAUGGACAGUACAUCCCUCUUCCAAGCCUGCAGGGCAUAGCUGUGCUAAACAUUCCCAGCUAUGCUGGUGGGACCAAUUUCUGGGGAGGAACCAAGGAAGAUGAUAUAUUUGGGGCCCCAUCUUUUGAUGAUAAAAUCCUGGAAGUUGUGGCCGUAUUUGGUAGCAUGCAGAUGGCAGUUUCAAGAGUUAUCAAACUGCAGCACCACCGGAUAGCUCAGUGUCGGUCAGUGAAGAUCACCAUACUUGGUGAUGAAGGGGUUCCAGUGCAAGUCGAUGGAGAGGCAUGGAUCCAGCCCCCGGGAGUUAUUAAAAUUGUACAUAAAAACAGAGCUCAGAUGCUAACACGAGACAGAGCCUUUGAAAACACCCUGAAGUCUUGGGAAGACAAACAAAAGUACGAUUCCUGCAAAUCUGUCAUUCGAUCUCCCUUGUACCCUCAACAGGCUGUUGAGUUGGCUACAGAAGAAGAAGUCACACAGGUCCAGCUGUGCUCACAAGCUGCAGAAGAACUUAUUACAAGAAUCUGUGAAGCAGCAAAAAUACAUGGCCUCUUGGAGCAGGAGCUUGCUCAUGCUGUUAAUGCGUGUUCACAUGCUUUAAAUAAAGCCAACCCAAGGUUUCCUGAGAGCCUAACCAGAAACACUGCCAUGGAGAUAGCUGUCAACGUGAAGGCCUUACAUAAUGAAACUGAAUCUCUGCUAGUAGGAAGAGUUCCUUUGCAGUUGGAAGCUCCCCAUGAAGAGCUGUUGUCUGAUGCUUUGCACAGCGUGGAAACAGAGUUGAGGAAACUUGCUGAGAUACCUUGGCUUUAUUAUGUUUUUCAGCCAAAUGAUGAUGAGGAUCCCCCUCUGGAUUAUGCUAAAAGAAACAACAGAAGUACAGUGUUUCGCAUAGUGCCAAAGUUUAAAAAAGAAAAAGUUCAGAAGCAUAAGACCAGCCCUCAGCCUGUUCAAAAAUGGGGCACAGAUGAAGUUGCUGCUUGGCUGGAUCUGCUCAGUUUGGGAGAGUACAAAGAAAUCUUCAUCAGCCAUGACAUCCGAGGCUCUGAGCUUUUACAUCUGGAAAGGCGAGAUCUUAAGGACCUGGGGAUAACGAAAGUGGGUCAUAUGAAGCGAAUUCUCCAGGGAAUUAAGGAGCUCAGCAAGAACACCCCUUUGUCUGAAGUGUAAUUGUGCUGGUGCUCUCAGAAGAGAGGGAACAUUGCUGGAGAAGCAAAGCCGUUGCAGGCACUUGGCUGUCUUUGUAGUUUACUGUAUGGAAGAAUAAGCGCUAGCGUGUUCGUACAGGCUAGCAUUGCCCAGUACUUGUGUGGUGAAGAGCUUGUUGCAAGAGCAUAAGAGAAUUUGUGCCAAAAGAAAAAAAAAAAAAAAAAGAAAUGGUUAUGCAUUCUGUGAAGGAGUUUUCUUGGUGUUCACACUUGGCCAGUUCAGAUAAGCACAUUUUGGUAAAUCAGUUGAUGGUGAACUGCACUGACUGGAAAAUAUAUCAAGAAACGAUCGCUUUGCUUACAUGCAGCUCAGUAUGCCUCUCUCUUACAACGCAGCAAGAUGCCGCCGUACAGCACGAGGUUGUCUGGUUGCCCUUCCUGGGCACAGAUCCCCUACAGCUUCCUGUGCAGGGGCCUGAGAGGUGGCCGCUUCCGAGGUUCCACACGCGGGUCUGGCAAUGCCUCAGGUACCAGGCGCUCACGGGCCACGCAGGAUGGGGAAAGAUACCUUCUUGUACUCUGAAUGCCAACUAUAAUGCAUGGUGUGCCUGCCUGACUUGUCUGUCAUUCUGUUGCAUGACAUAUCUGAUACUUUAAACACUUGAACAACUUUUAUAUCGGUUUGAAUGAGAAUUAAUUUAUUACUACUUGAGUGUCCUUUUUCGGUUCCAGGCACUUUUCUAUUCUUCAGUGUUGUGUUAUUCCUAAAUGAGUUCUAUGGCAAAGGAUGUGUGAGUGUGGAAACUUAAGCAUUUGUGCCAUAUUCAGCAAGUUGUAUGCAUUAUAUAUGAUUGGGACAUUGUACAGUUAGAUUUUUAAAUAUACCAUGUACAGAAGGUGUAUCAGGUAACUAACUUAUGAGUAUUUUUGAAAGAUCAGUACCUCACAAAAAUAUCAGUUGGCUUCCUGCAUGGAAAAUGAUAAGGAAUUUUCUCAUGGUGCAUUAAAUGUAGUUAUCCAGUUAUCUUAAACAUCCGUAGCAUAUCGGAGCUUUUAGGAACUAAUGGUUUUAUUUAUUCUGCUGUGCAAAAAGCAGGUUGAAAGAUUAACGAGAAUUUCUUACAGGAAAAUUCGAUUUAUUUAUCACGCAUAAGUAAGGAAAGUGUUAAAAUGUAGCAGCUGAUUUGAUUUUUG